Messenger RNA from Cladophialophora yegresii CBS 114405, 1608 nucleotides. RefSeq lists its product as uncharacterized. Lineage: Eukaryota; Fungi; Ascomycota; Eurotiomycetes; Chaetothyriales; Herpotrichiellaceae. The record is from RefSeq and is a predicted model, not a curated record. Bases 1 to 1608 code for a protein of 535 amino acids. The transcript is spliced from 2 exons.
AUGCCGAUAGCUGAUGAACUCCUGGCUGUUUGGACACGUCAAAUCAAGCCUCGACUGAGUGCUGUUUUGCAACGCAGUAUUCCCUCUGGGACAUGCGUCCAGGAGUUUAUGAUGGCUGGGAGGAGGCCAGAUGCUCUAAAGCCUAUGCUGGUGAUCACCUGUGGCAAUAUAAAGAUCAAAAAGUUAGUUGAGAAGAGUUUCAAAAGCCAAGGAUGGCUUCAACAGCUGCUGAAGACGCAUCAUAUCGUAUUUAUCGCGCUCGUAGCGGAAGCAUCUGAAAGUUCCGGUCCAGCGUCGAACGAGGUUGACACGGUGAGGUGCGAGGACGCCUAUACAGUACAGAGCCUGCCGUUCGGAAUCGCAACAUCGUGCGGAUUGGAGCUCCUUAUAGCCGGCGACCACAGUCAGCCCCGGCAAAGAUGCACAUUAGGAGGCCUUCUCGUUGUGAAUGGCAAACUUUGGGGCUUGACAGCGAGGCACCCGUUUCACACGUCGGUGCGCAAGCUCUGGGCUCGAGAUCAGUUGGAAGCGGACUGGCCAGAGGAAGAUUCCCAGGAAGAUGAAUGCAGCACGACAGCCAGCGAGCCUUUCGUCUUUAAUGAUGAUGAUGAUGACGACGACGGUAAUGGCGACGCAGACGACGAUUCCAGCGCUUCGUCCACUAUGCCGCUUCAAGACAAAGGCGACCUUCCUCUCAGCUCUGUUGAGGGAGCACCUGACGAAAACUGUGAAGGCUCAAAUCCCAUGCGCUUGACCAAGUUCAUAUCCACGAGAUACUACCUGCCACACAGCGCCAUUUUUUCGCCAUUUUGGAUGGAAAAUCAUUCGUCUGCCGAAGAAGCAAGGAUAGACUACGACUGGGCGCUGCUAGAUCUUCCGUCGGCCGUCAGAGCGCUGCCGAACAAGAUUGCUCACAUUGAUCACCGUCACGACAUCCUCAUUGACGGAACCAGGUCUAUUGCGACCUCGGGGGAAGUGACCAUCGCGGUUACUCUUGGUAUCGGACCACAAUUAGGGUAUCUGCAUUCUUCUCCUGCCACAUUUAUGGUCGACGGUUUGGUGCGGGAGGUGCACCUGAUAACGUUGGAGCGUAUCCUGCCCCUUGGCAGUUCUGGCGCUUGGGUACUCCGCGGAGACAAACUGUACGGGUAUAUUGUCGCAGUCCGGCAGGACGUUCCGUGGGCUUACAUGACCGCCAUCGAGCCCGUCCUCGAGGACAUCCGAAAAAAGCUCAAAACCGAAGACGUACGACUCCCAAGAGCCGCCGAGGUUGCAUCUCUUAUCACUUCUCCUGAAUUUCCAGUUGUCGACGUGCCCAAUGAAGUUGACGGAGACGCUUUAACAACCACUUCAGAAUCCCAAUGCAGCAUGUCACUACCUGCCGAGCGUUCAAAACAUCCUCUCAACGGGAACAAUCACCAAGAAGACGAGACUGUUGAAAAGAAGUCUCGCGGGAGACCUCCAAGCAGCUGGGAGCUUGAUCAAGCAUGGCAACGUGGCCGGGCCAGACAACGGCACGUCGCAACCUCGGGCUGCGCCACGGCCUACAAACCCGUUCAGCCAUGCUCUAUCCCGCCUAGACUACAGACCAUACCCCCCAUAUCAUAA